This is a messenger RNA of Hemicordylus capensis (graceful crag lizard), 6586 nucleotides long. RefSeq names its product vinculin (gene VCL). The transcript is spliced from 22 exons. Gene Ontology annotation, cellular component: actin cytoskeleton. The record is from RefSeq and is a predicted model, not a curated record. Gene Ontology annotation, molecular function: structural molecule activity; actin filament binding. Gene Ontology annotation, biological process: cell adhesion. The coding region runs from base 340 to 3762 and encodes 1140 amino acids. Lineage: Eukaryota; Metazoa; Chordata; Lepidosauria; Squamata; Cordylidae.
CUGCGGAAGGUAUGCGGGAAGAACUGGGAAUGGGUUAGGCUGUACUGCCUGAAAACCGCCGCCUGGCUGCAGAGGGGCGUCAGUCAGUACAAGGCAGGCAGCGCUGCCGGGCAGGGAGUUUGGACGACAGCGCGUUCGAGUCCCGGCGCUGGCGGUUUUAAUUUUUUUAAUCAAAUAAUUAAAAUUAUUAUUAUUGUAUUGCCCUAUUUCUAAUCGCGGGCAUUGCUAAGAAUUGUCUCCGGCAGUUUUUCUUUUGAGCCGGGUUUUCACUUGUGAAAGUUCUUGCUCUGUGUGCCCCCUUUUUCUUUGCACUGUGGAAGUGAACGGCUGCGAUCAAUCAUGCCCGUCUUCCACACCCGCACGAUCGAGAGUAUCUUGGAGCCGGUGGCGCAGCAGAUCUCCCACCUGGUUAUCAUGCACGAAGAGGGAGAGGUGGAUGGUAAGGCCAUCCCGGAUCUCACCGCUCCAGUAGCCGCUGUGCAAGCCGCCGUCAGUAACCUGGUCCGGGUUGGAAAAGAAACUGUUCAGACAACUGAAGACCAGAUUUUGAAGAGAGACAUGCCACCGGCAUUCAUUAAAGUGGAAAACGCGUGCACGAAACUUGUCCAGGCAGCUCAGAUGCUCCAAACUGAUCCUUAUUCAGUACCUGCUCGUGAUUACCUCAUAGAUGGAUCGAGAGGCAUCCUUUCUGGGACAUCAGAUUUACUUCUGACAUUUGAUGAGGCUGAGGUCCGCAAAAUCAUCCGUGUUUGCAAAGGAAUUCUCGAAUACCUAACUGUGGCAGAGGUGGUAGAGACUAUGGAGGAUCUGGUGACCUACACAAAGAAUCUGGGGCCAGGAAUGACCAAGAUGGCCAAAAUGAUUGAUGAACGACAGCAAGAGCUGACGCACCAGGAACACAGAGUCAUGUUGGUGAAUUCCAUGAAUACUGUAAAGGAACUGCUGCCUGUCCUUAUUUCAGCUAUGAAGAUUUUUGUAACAACUAAAAAUUCCAAAAGUCAAGGAAUAGAAGAGGCCUUGAAAAACCGCAACUUUACGGUGGAGAAGAUGAGUACCGAGAUAAAUGAAAUAAUUCGUGUGUUGCAGCUCACAUCCUGGGAUGAAGAUGCUUGGGCCAGCAAGAAGGACACAGAAGCCAUGAAGAGAGCAUUGGCCUUAAUAGAUUCCAAGAUGAACCAGGCUAAGGGCUGGCUUCGGGAUCCCCACGCUCCAGCAGGAGAUUCUGGUGAACAGGCCAUAAGGCAGAUCCUGGAUGAAGCAGGAAAAGUUGGAGAGCUGUGUGCAGGCAAAGAACGAAGAGAGAUCCUGGGAACCUGUAAAAUGCUAGGCCAAUUAACUGAUCAAGUUGCUGACCUUCGAGCUAGAGGACAAGGUGCUACACCACUGGCCACGCAGAAGGCACAGCAAGUGUCCCAAGGUCUGGAUUUACUCACAGCAAAAGUAGAAAAUGCAGCUCGCAAGCUGGAGGCCAUGACUAACUCGAAGCAGGCAAUUGCGAAAAAAAUUGAUUCUGCUCAGAGCUGGCUAGCAGAUCCUAAUGGGGGCAGUGAAGGAGAAGAACAUAUUCGAGGAAUUAUGGCUGAAGCCAGAAAAAUUGCAGAACUCUGUGAAGACCCCAAAGAGCGAGAUGAUAUUUUGCGGUCCUUAGGAGAAAUCUCUGCUCUGACGGCUAAAUUGUCAGACCUUCGGAAACAUGGGAAAGGGGAUUCUCCAGAAGCCCGUGCAUUAGCCAAACAAAUAGCUACAUCACUUCAGAAUUUGCAGUCUAAAACCAACAGGGCUGUUGCAAACAGCAGGCCUGUCAAGGCAGCUGUUCAUCUGGAGGGAAAGAUUGAGCAAGCUCAGAGAUGGAUAGACAAUCCUACAGUUGAUGACCGUGGAGUAGGUCAGGCUGCAAUCCGAGGACUUGUGGCUGAAGGGCGUCGUCUGGCCAAUGUCAUGAUGGGACCUUAUCGUCAGGACCUGCUUGCCAAAUGUGACCGUGUGGACCAGCUUGCUGCCCAGUUAGCUGAUCUGGCAGCAAGAGGUGAAGGAGAAUCGCCUCAAGCCAGGGCCAUUGCUGCUCAGCUUCAGGACUCGCUAAAGGAUCUGAAAUCAAGAAUGCAGGAAGCGAUGACCCAGGAAGUAUCUGAUGUGUUCAGUGACACCACAACACCAAUUAAACUGCUGGCAGUAGCAGCCACUGCUCCUCCUGAUGCACCUAAUAGGGAUGAGGUGUUCGAUGAAAGGGCCGCCAACUUCGAAAACCAUGCUGCCAGGCUUGGUGCUACGGCAGAAAAGGCAGCUGCAGUUGGAACAGCCAACAAAAGCACUGUGGAAGGCAUACAAGCUACGGUGAAGUCAGCCAGAGAACUCACACCUCAGGUAGUAUCUGCUGCCCGCAUCCUCCUUAAAAACCCUGGAAACCAAGCAGCUUAUGAACACUUUGAGACCAUGAAGAACCAGUGGAUUGACAAUGUAGAAAAAAUGACAGGCCUGGUGGAUGAAGCAAUUGAUACAAAAUCUCUCUUGGAUGCAUCUGAAGAAGCCAUUAAGAAAGACCUGGAUAAAUGCAAAGUAGCAAUGGCCAAUAUCCAACCACAGAUGCUUGUAGCCGGGGCCACCAGCAUUGCUCGGCGAGCCAACCGGAUUUUGUUAGUUGCCAAGAAGGAAGUUGAAAACUCGGAGGAUCCCAAGUUCCGUGAAGCUGUUAAAGCUGCUUCUGAUGACCUGAGCAAAACCAUCUCGCCAAUGGUGAUGGAUGCUAAAGCGGUGGCAGGCAACAUUUCUGAUCCUGGUUUGCAGAAGAACUUCCUGGAUUCUGGAUAUAGGAUUCUAGGAGCUGUAGCCAAAGUCCGAGAAGCCUUCCAGCCCCAGGAACCAGACUUCCCCCCUCCUCCUCCUGACCUUGAGCAACUUCAUCUCACUGAUGAACUUGCUCCUCCAAAGCCACCCCUGCCAGAAGGUGAAGUUCCACCCCCCAGGCCACCUCCCCCUGAAGAGAAGGAUGAAGAGUUCCCAGAGCAGAAGGCUGGAGAGGUGCUUAACCAACCCAUGAUGAUGGCUGCCAGGCAAUUACAUGAUGAAGCUAGAAAGUGGUCCAGCAAGCCUGAUGUGACUGAGGUUAAGGAAGCCCCUGAGGCUGAUGUAGAUGUAGAUCAGGAGGAGGAGGAGGAGGAAGCAGAUGUUGAAUUCACUCUCCCCUCUGACAUUGAAGAUGAUUACGAGCCUGAGCUGCUGUUAAUGCCUACCAACCAGCCUGUUAACCAGCCCAUUCUGGCCGCUGCUCAGUCUCUGCACCGGGAAGCCACCAAGUGGUCUAGUAAGGGUAAUGAUAUCAUUGCUGCCGCCAAGCGGAUGGCCCUUUUGAUGGCCGAGAUGUCCCGCUUGGUGAGAGGUGGCAGUGGAAACAAGCGGGCGCUGAUCCAAUGUGCCAAGGAUAUUGCAAAAGCAUCAGAUGAAGUGACCAGGUUGGCCAAGGAAGUGGCAAAGCAGUGCACAGACAAGCGCAUCAGAACAAACCUCUUGCAGGUGUGUGAACGAAUCCCAACCAUCAGUACCCAGCUCAAAAUCCUCUCCACUGUCAAAGCAACCAUGUUGGGCCGAACAAACAUCAGUGAUGAGGAGUCUGAACAGGCCACUGAGAUGUUGGUCCACAACGCCCAGAACCUGAUGCAGUCAGUCAAGGAAACCGUUCGAGAAGCAGAGGCUGCCUCUAUUAAAAUCAGAACAGAUGCUGGAUUCACUCUACGCUGGGUCAGGAAAACUCCUUGGUAUCAGUAGAGAGCUGUCCCUCCCCAAAGCAUUGUGUCUUUUCUAAAAUACCUUUUGAAGCAGAGAGUUUUGUUAACAGCCAAAAGGUGCUGCAAAGUUUAAAACUAGCCUUCUGAAGCCCCAUUCUAAAGGGCUUUAACAAUGUAUUGAGCUACCUUUGGUAUCUAACCUCACUUUUGUUUUAUUUCUGAAAAACUACUUUCUCUCUUGCCUUUGAGGGGUUUUAAAAUCUGUUUUCAUGAACUCUAUAAUCUCAAACACUUCCCCCCGCCCUGUAUGCACUGUAUAUUCCUGUGGUUUCUAUGUGAGGCAAUAUAAGCGAAUUUCACUUUAGCAUAGGUGGACACUCUGGGUUUGCUUAGCUGUUUAUUGUGAGGGACAAUCAGAAGACACAGUCCAGCAUUUCAUUGUUUUCUUUUCCCUUUUCUGACUCAGUCUAAGCAGGUGUGUUGCUACAUUGAUUUCACUUCCUCCAAAAGCCUUUGUUUGUGAGAGGAAAAGGUUCUCUGAUCAAAAGCUGCUGCUACUUUUUUCUUCUUUUUGCCUUAUAGAGAUAUUAAGCCAUCAAAAUCUGGGAAUCACUUUCCCAUUGCUAUCAGUAGUCAGUUCAACACCUUGUGGUGAUGAAAUGGCUGGAAAAGAGCCCUGAGAGCAUUUGCUUGCUAGUUUCAGGGGUCUUGGGGGAGCAAGGGCAUCCCUUUAGUCAAACCUGAACUACGGACACUAAGACAUUCUGAGUACUUUGGCCUGAAAUCAGGUUGUCUUUGGCUUGCCUUCCCUGUCAUUGUCCUCCUCCUCCUCCUAGCUACUCAGGCCAAGAUGAAAGCAUGUUUUUAUUUUCGGUUAUUUUACUACCCUGCUCUUAUUCUAGCAGUGGAACAGUUGUGGUAUCUAAUCUAGAGAAUAGCCACAGGGAGCUACAGCAGUAGAACAGUAACACACCAUAGUAAAAUCCUGAACACUAGCACUAGGCAUAGACCAGAGAAUUUGAUCCAAUUCAGAGCCAUUUGGAUGGAUUCCAAUAUUGUAUGCAGCCUGUAUUGAAUCAGGCCAAUGCAUUGGAUCAAAACCAGUGUAUCACCUGUAGGAAUUAAUGGAAGAUUGCAGAAAUGUCUGUAAUCUUUUUUAUAUUUGCCAUGAGAUGAGGUGCAUUCCCCUUUUUAUCUUAUCUUGGCUUCUUGAAGGGCAUGGGAGCCCUUUCUGGGAAACCCCCCACCCCAUCAAGUUUUAGGUGGAUAAGUGAUUAGAAGCACUAUACAGGGUUGGUGGGAGGUGCUCUGAAAACAUGUUUUCAGAGGGAAGUGGGAAUUGGCAAAAAUCACACCUCCCCUUUGCAGAGUUGGGGUAUUACUGUUUGAGCUGCUAUGAUUGGAAGGAAAUGGAGACACAGAUCAGUCAAUUUCACCAUCUGGAAGUCUGCAAAGUCCUGCCUCCAUUGGCCAGCUAGAUGUCAGGUCUCCUCCCGUCUCAGCAUAGCCAGCCAGCUGGGAAAAGAUAGUUUGACUAAACAAAAAAUGGGCUGCCCUCUGAUUCUUUGCUUUGAUCAGAUUACAGCCCACAACUUUGCACCUGCACACCCUUCUCACACAUCAGUUCUGAUCGGCUGCAAAGUUGUCCAAUAUCCUGUAUCAAAUCUGAUCCAAUUGCUUUGAUGUAACACAGAGCUCUACUGAAGAGAACCUCAUAAGUGCAAUGCGCUGAAUCCACUGUGAAAUGUAAUGGUCUCUUUGGAAGGGUGCUAAACUAGUGUGCCCUUAUUUUAGCAUGUUUGAAGACUGAGCAGAAAACAGCUGUCUUUUGUCAAGUGUGCUAAGCAGAAAGGUAUAGUAGGCUAGUACACCAGGAACAUCUUUUGCAUAUAAGCUCUGUUGACUUUAAUGAAAGAGCAUGUUUGUCUUUUUGUAGGAACAUAUCCAACACAAGUCAUUAACCUUGCUCCUGAAUUACUUGUGUAUUUGCAAAAAAAAAUAUGUACCAAUGGUGCAAUGCUGCUUUAACGUCAGCUCACUGUUGUGCAACAAUUCUUGCUUAGGAAAUCUAAAAGUGUAUCCGCAAGGUCAAUGGAAGAGCUAGGAAGUUGCACUUGUUUACUUGUUAACAAUGAAGUUCCCUCUGCCUCCUGCAAAUUAAAAAGAGCAAAUUAGAAAUGUGAAAGUUACCAUCUCUCCAGCUUCCAGAAGCAGGGAAGCUUCCUUGCCCACCCUUUCUGACUGUUUGUGCCUGUUGGUUGCCACUGCAUGGUACUCCUUCUUCAUUUAGUCUCUGGCAAGAAGCAGCCACAACCAGAAGCUAAAAGGGAAUGCCACAGCCUUAGCCUGGAUGCCUUGCCCUUGCUUGGUUUGUACAAAUGCCAUAGGUGAUGAGACCCAAGUGGGCCGUCCUACUUUUCUUCGGGAAUGUCUUUUUUAAAAAAACCCCAAUGCAUAGUUCACACACACUCAUGAGCUUUUCAAAUCACAAUUUAAUUGCUUGACUUUGUAUUAAAUGCAAUAUUACUAAUGCCUUUAAUUACAUGAUGGUUUAUGCCAAAGAUUGCUUUUUGUUAAAGAAUGUUUGAGGGGAAGCUCUGAAUCAUAUUUGCCUUGGAUAUUUCUUCAGAAUGUUUGCUAAACUCAGAUCUUUUAUAGAAGUUAAUAUCCUGUACACCUUAUGCAAUGUAUGCUUUCCUGAACACUCUUGUUCAUCAGACCUAAGAUGAAGCAAACUUGAAUGUUGGUUAGGAGCAUUUUGCCACUACUUUUGUUUAUAAACCAGAAAAUUGUGUUGUAUAUGCUAAUAUUUUCAACCUCCUUUGUUCUGUUCAGACAAAAUAAAAAUGCAUUUGUAUAAAAAA